This is a messenger RNA of Balearica regulorum gibbericeps (East African grey crowned-crane), 144 nucleotides long. Lineage: Eukaryota; Metazoa; Chordata; Aves; Gruiformes; Gruidae. The record is from RefSeq and is a predicted model, not a curated record.
AGGCUGAAGCAGCUGCGAGAGGCACCGUACACGCAGGAGGAGGCAGAGCGUGCCGCCGGGAUGGGCUCCUACAUCCCCCCGAAGAAGGUGGAAGUGCAGACCCAGCCCCUCGAGGAAGUCAUCGAGAUGGAGGCGUCCAGCUGA